This is a messenger RNA of Ctenopharyngodon idella (grass carp), 2527 nucleotides long. It is a transcript of the gene plbd1b, whose product is annotated as phospholipase B domain containing 1b. Gene Ontology annotation, molecular function: glycerophospholipase activity. The transcript is spliced from 11 exons. NCBI's taxonomy places the organism in Eukaryota, Metazoa, Chordata, Actinopteri, Cypriniformes, Xenocyprididae. Bases 287 to 2047 code for a protein of 586 amino acids. The record is from RefSeq and is a predicted model, not a curated record. Gene Ontology annotation, cellular component: extracellular region. Gene Ontology annotation, biological process: phospholipid catabolic process.
AAGCCAGGGAUUGUGGGUUCGAGUCCCAUCUGGGGUGGAAAUCUUUUAAAUGUUUCUUAGCGAUCCAACAGGUGUUAGCUAAAUGUAGGCAUAUAAACAUAAGGAAACGAUGCGAGCCAGUAUUCAGACUUUAAUCGGAUGGAAAUUCGCUAGCUCUUCGACCAUUACCUGUCAUAUUGCUGAAAACUAUGUUAUAUUUGACUAAGGUUUGGUUAUAGAGUAGAUAGUAUUAGCAAUUUUAGUAGUCAGAAAGUAAACUUCUGACUCGUCUGAUUCAGCGUGAAACAUGAAUCUAUUUACACAGAGAUUUAUUUUGUGCGUCCUAACGGCGACCUUCGUAAAGGCUCAGCAUGUUCAGAGAGCCACCGUAUAUUGGGAUGCUGUUCAGAGGUCUGUGGUGCUGAACGAGGAUGCAAUGGAAGAGGACGGAGAUGCAUUUGGUUAUUUCAAUGAUAGUUUAUCUGUUUCUGGAUGGGGAGUGCUGGAAGUGCAGGCUGGUUAUGGAGAAUCCCAGGAGAACGAUGAGAUUACAUACUUCUUGGCCGGAUACCUUGAAGGAUACCUUACAGCCUCACAGAUGAUAAACCAUUACUUUAAUAUGUAUCCUCAGAUGAUAAAGGAUCAUCGUAUUAUGAAACCUCUAAAUCGCUUUAUGAGUGAGCAGGACUCAUGGACAAGAACACAAGUGAAAUUAAAUGGGAAAAGUGAUCCCUUGUGGCAUCAUGUAGGUCUUCUAGUGGCUCAGGUGGAUGGAUUGCAUGCCGGGGCAGCACACUGGGCCAAAAGUAGACAGAAAAAGCCUCUGUCCAUGUUUGCGGUUCAAUUCCUCAAUGGUAUUGGAGAUUUGUUAGACUUAAUCCCUGCACUCAAAAGACGUUCCAACUCUUCUUCGGACUCCUUCAGAAUGCCAGGCAUGAGUCACUGCUCUGCUCUCAUUAAGUUGUUACCUGGCUAUGAGAAUCUGUUGCUUGGUCACUCCAGCUGGUAUACCUAUGCAGCCAGCAUGAGAAUCUACAAGCACUGGGACUUUAGACUGAAAAAUAAACAUAAUUGCACAAGCAGACUGUCCUUUAGCAGCUACCCUGGGACCUUGUCAUCUCUGGAUGACUUUUAUUUGCUGGGAACGGGGUUGUUUGUAACUCAGACAACAAACAACGUGUUCAACACCUCUCUGUUCUCCCUGGUGUCCCCAGAGGCUUUGCUUGCCUGGCAGAGAGUGCGUGUAGCACAUGCGCUGGCCUGCACAGGGAAGCAAUGGGCACAAAUAUUUUCCAAGCACAAUUCGGGGACCUACAAUAACCAGUAUAUGGUGGUGGACCUGAAAAGAGUUUCACUUGGAAAGCAGAUUGAAGAAUGGAGUCUGACUGUUGUGGAGCAGAUUCCUGGUUUGGUGGUGUACUCAGAUCAGUCACAAGCGCUGCGUCAGGGUUACUGGGCAUCCUACAACAUCCCUUUCCACUUAGACAUUUACCGAAUGAGUGGUUAUGGUGUGAUGUGGAAAAAGCAUGGUGAAGACUUCUCAUAUGACCUCUGUCCACGUGCUAAGAUUUUCCGCAGGGACCAGGGAAAAGUCACUAAUCUGGAUACCUUGAAAUACAUUAUGAGGUACAAUGAUUACAGAAAAGACCCAUAUUCAAAUAAGCACCCUUGUAAAUCCAUCUGCUGCCGUAAUGACCUGAGGCUCCGACAACCUCAUCCAGGGGGAUGUUAUGAUACUAAGGUUACAGAUUAUCACAUGGCCCAGAUGUUUACGGCCGAAGCUGUGAACGGACCCACUACUCAGGAUGGUCUUCCACCUUUCUCUUGGAGCCGUUUCAAUCGGACAGCUCAUCAGGGGCUCCCUCAGACCUACAACUUCUCAUUCAUCACCAUUCAGCCCCUUCUUUUUGGUUCCAGAGAUCAAGACAAGACUGAUAGUAGUCUGGUACAGUGUAUGAACAGCAGUCUAGAGGAUACAGAUCCAAGACUUGAAAAUGAUUUAAUCGACUUUGCAUCAGAUAUUUACAGGCAGCUUUACAAAGUCAUUGGGUACAUUUUUGCCGCAUAAUACUUUUUGUGAGAUUGAAUGCAUAAUACUUCCAAUCAAUACUUCCAAUGCUGGACAUUUAUGCAAUAAAAGACUGUAAUAACAAAUAUUUGUAAAUAACUUGUCUAAUUUGAUAUCUGUAUUAAUGACAAAGCUCAUUGUCAUAAGUGAUAAAUAUUAACAAAUUGCACAAAUUAGAAUGUCCGUCAACCAAUCAGAAUCAAACAUUCAACAGUCCGUAGUAUAUAAAAUUAAGAUAAACUUAGCUGACUUGAACAAAGUCAGUGUCAUAGAAAAAGUGAUUAAUUAAAUAGAAACAGGUUUUAUUUAAAUAAUUUUAUUCAAAUUUUAAAUUAUGAGAGUACUUAAAUUUUAAUAUUAUUUAUAUAAAUCUGUUUUUUAAGUCCUUGCAAGCUGAAUAAUUUGUAACUACACCCUGAAUAGAUGUUAAAUUUGCACAAUAAAUCUACACCAUAAAUAGAUGUUACAUUUUAUUAGUGA